CAGAGAGAGAGAGAGAGAGAGAGAGAGAGGUGAACACGAAAGCAACGGCGAAGAGGGAGCGGAAAAAAAAGAAAAAGGCGAGAGAGAGAGAGAGAGAGAGAUGGUUUUGGUAUGGUUUUUAUUUGUUGUUGGUGGUGAAUUGGGGGGGUCGAAAACGUGAGGAAGAGGAGAGAUGAUGAUGACGGCGGUGAAGUCAAAUCGUGCAGCGAGGAGGUGAAGAGGAGGAAGAGAAGGGGACGCAGGAUUGGGAAUCGGAUGGUAUUGGUCAUCGGCGGUGGGAGUUGGCGAUGGGCGGCCGGGGGACGGUGGGCGGUGGUUGGUAGCGGAGGAGGAGGACGAGGAAGAGGCGAAAGGUGGGAGGCGGGGGGAUGAGGAGGGGGAAAGGUAAGAACGGCCUGCUUCCGAGCUCGUUGCGGAUCAUAUCGUCGUGCCUCAAGACCGUGUCGUCAAACGCGGGGUCCGUCGCGAGUACCGUCCGAUCCGCCGGGGCGUCCGUCGCCGCGUCGAUCGCGGUGCCGGCAGAGGAUGAAAAGGACCAGGUUUUAUGGGCUGGCUUUGAUAAGCUAGAGCUUAGUCCAUCUUUCUUUAAGCAUGUUCUGCUUCUUGGGUAUUCAAAUGGAUUUCAAGUGCUCGAUGUUGAUGAUGCCUCUAAUGUCUGUGAACUGGUUUCCAAGCGUGAUGGCCCAGCUACUUUUUUACAAAUGCAGCCCACGCCCAUUAAUUCUGAAGCCACCGAAGGAUUCAGAGCAUCACAUCCUUUGCUGUUGGUUGUUGCUAGUGAUGAGACUAAUGGCUCAGGUGCGGUCCAAGGUGGCCGUUUGAGUGCAUUGAUCAGAGAGAGCAGUAGUGAGCCUCAGGCAGGAAACUGCAUAUCAUCUACAGUUGUUCGGUUCUACUCGCUCAAGGUUCACAGUUAUGUUCAUGUUCUGAGAUUCCGCUCUGCUGUACAUAUUGUUCAUUGCAGCCCCCGAAUAGUUGCUGUGGCACUUGCAGCCCAAAUAUACUGUUUUGAUGCAGUUACUCUUGAGAACAAGUUCAGCGUUCUGACCUAUCCAUUACAAGGUUCAGCCGGUGUUAACAUCGGUUGUGGUCCGAUGGCUGUUGGUCCUAGAUGGUUAGCUUAUGCUUCCAAUAAUCCUCUCAUAUUAAAUACAGGUCGCCUUAGUCCACAAAAUCUUACUCCCUCUCCAGGCGUAAGCCCAUCAACUUCUCCCAGCAGUGGAAACUUAGUUGCCCGUUAUGCGAUGGAAUCUAGCAAAACAUUGGCUGCUGGAAUAAUUAAUCUUGGAGAUAUGGGUUAUAAAACUUUAUCAAAAUAUUGUCAUGAGCUACUUCCUGAUGGUUCUAGUUCUCCUUUGUCAUCAAAUUCGAUCCGAAAAUCUGGAAGACUUCCACCAACAGCACACCCCAGUGAACCUGAUAAUGCGGGAAUGGUUGUUAUAAAAGAUUUCAUUUCAAAGGAAGUCAUUUCACAAUUUAGGGCUCAUACCAGUCCAAUAUCUGCUCUCUGUUUCGAUCCAAGUGGUACUCUUUUGGUUACAGCUUCAGUACACGGGCACAACAUAAAUAUUUUUCGGAUUAUGCCAACCCGUAUACAAAAUGGUUCUAGCCCAGCAAGCUAUGAUUGGACAUCAUCACACGUUCAUCUUUACAAGCUAUAUCGUGGACUAACAGCUGCUGUCAUACAGGAUAUCUCCUUUAGUCAUUAUAGUCAGUGGAUUUCAAUUGUUUCAUCUAGGGGUACCUGUCACAUAUAUGUUAUAUCACCUUUUGGUGGUGAUGCUAGUCUUCAACCGCAAAAUGUUCCCGGUGAAAGAUCAAUUCUUAUUCCUAAUCUCACAGUGCCAUGGUGGUCCACUUCAUGUUGCAUGAUCCAUCAACAGUUACAUCCACCACCACCUCCACCUUCGGUUACAUAUUCUGUGGUCAGUAGGAUAAAAAAUGUUAAUGCUGGUUGGCUGAGCACAGUUACCAAUGUUGCUGCUUCUGCAGCAGGGAAAAUAUCUGUACCAUCAGGUGCUAUUGCUGCUGCUUUCCAUAAUUCUCUGAACCAAAAUACUUUACCAGCUCCCUCUAAGGCCAAAUCCUUGGAACAUCUUUUGGUAUACUCACCAUCUGGUCAUGUCAUACAACAUGAACUCCUUCCAUCUUCAUUUGUGGAGUCUUGUGAUAACAGCUUGAAAGCUGUACCUGCUCCUCUUUUGCAACUUCAAGAUGAAGAAUUAUGUGUAAAUGCUGAGCCAGUUCAGUGGUGGGAUGUUUGCAGAAGAUCAAAUUGGUCUGAAAGAGAGGAAGAUGUUUCAAGAAUUAUCCCUAAUAACCAGAAAAAUAGUGAGACAGUCUUGGAUUCUGGAGAUUGUGAAGACAAUGGAACUUCAUAUUCUAUGACAACUGCCAAUAGUUUAUCUGGAAUGGAAUCAGUGAAAAGUGAAAGGUCCCACUGGUACCUUUCCAAUGCAGAAGUACAUAUUAGCGCAGGAAAGAUCCCAAUAUGGCAGAAAUCAGCGAUUUGUUUUUGUGUGUUGAAUCCAUCAAAGAGUAUUGAAGGUUUUGGUAAUGAUCUUACUGGUGGAGAAAUUGAGUUUGAAAAGUUACCUUUCGAUGAGGUGGAAAUAAAGCGGAAGGAUUUGCUUCCGGUUUUCGAGCAGUUUCACUGCUCCAAAUCAGGCUGGAAUGAUAGGGUUGUAGGUGGAUAUCAGACCUCAUCAUCAGGGUUUUUUCAAGCCAAAAAUGAGUUUGCCAGUGGUACCAUUAAUGGGUUGAGAACCACACAAGGUUUGUUUGAUAAAGGAGGGCCUUAUGGACCUGUUAGCUUGCAAUCAAUGACGAAGACUAUUUCGGAUGAAUCUGUUCAUGGUUUGUCUUCGAUCGUCAGCUACAACAUUGCUAGAACAUCAGAACUUGAUGCAUCGGCUACAAUGCCUAUAAAGUGCUCUGUGAAUGGCUGCAGUCCACUUCAUUCAGAAAACAACGGUAGUUAUCCUGCCAGUGAUGACUCGGUUAGUAAUGGUGUAUCGACAAGUAGCCUGUCGUGUAAUGGUAAAUUGGUUGUAGAUAAUCACUCUUUGAAUGGUAGCGAGAGCGGUAGAGUUCCAAAGGCCUGUACUACCGACGUCCACAUGGAACAAGAUGGAAUUUCUGAUUCGCACAAUUCAAUGGAGUUUGAGACAUGUUUCAACGAGGGCUAUUGUAAAGUAUCAGAACUCGAUGACUGCCGUGAGUUAACUGAAGCUGUUACAGAUGCAGACAGCAACAGCAGCCACUGCGAGAGAGAAAAGCCUGAUGAAGAUGGGGACAACGAUGACUUGAUGGGAUGUGUAUUUGCUUUUAGCGAAGGUUGAUGACACUUGAUGUGGAUGAAGUGCUUACUGUUGCAUUUGCUUCCUUCUAUGAUGCCGGAGAUGAUGGUGGUUUCAAAAUAGGAUGUUGUAAAAGUAAAUUUCUGUGCUGGACGGACGGCUGUUCGACGUAUGAACUGAAAGCUCUCAUCAUGGACCUCUAGAGUAACAGUUCUCUUUCUAUUUGAUUCUAAUUUGGCAGUAAAAAAAGUAAAAGUACUGUUUAUAUGAUUUAAUGCAACUGAUCGAGAGACCCAGAAUUCAGUUCAUGAAGUGGGGGGGAAAUGGUAGUUGGAAGUCUGCCUGUCGAGCCACCUUUCCAUCCACUAUUACUGUACAUUCUGUAUAUUUGGAUGUUUAAUUCAUGCAGUUGGACGUGCAUCCCUACAGAGAGGAGCCCUCCAUGUUUACAUGUACAUAACUCUUUGCUGCUGUUAACGAGUUGUAAGGGGACUCGCGGUGGUUUACUCUUCUCUUUUUCUUUUUCGUUCUUGAUAUAUGAUAUCAACUUUAAACUUGUAUUGUUUCAUGUGGAUCAUCCGGACUCUUACCUUAUUUGUGAGAAUAAACUGUAAUUUGUUUGUUCUGCA
This is a messenger RNA of Musa acuminata AAA Group (dessert banana), 3928 nucleotides long. RefSeq names its product autophagy-related protein 18g. Lineage: Eukaryota; Viridiplantae; Streptophyta; Magnoliopsida; Zingiberales; Musaceae. Gene Ontology annotation, molecular function: protein binding. The record is from RefSeq and is a predicted model, not a curated record. Gene Ontology annotation, biological process: autophagy; response to starvation. Gene Ontology annotation, cellular component: cytoplasm. The coding region runs from base 369 to 3341 and encodes 990 amino acids. The transcript is spliced from 9 exons.